Periconia digitata is the source of this 2841-nucleotide messenger RNA. The record is from the annotation of a GenBank genome assembly. NCBI's taxonomy places the organism in Eukaryota, Fungi, Ascomycota, Dothideomycetes, Pleosporales, Periconiaceae.
AUGCACGCUUGUGCAAUGACUGUGCAUUCACCAGGAGCAACCCAUAUCCGCUCCGAUUCCACUCGACUAUUUUCUCUUACUACACAUGUUCCAAUCAUAGAUAUUUCCAUACGCGAAACCCAUAUAUACAUGGCCCACCUCAUGGAGACCCCGCGCACCAACCGCGGUGACACGACGCGGAUGGACUCUGAAAUGGGGAGCUUCAGCAUAGAAGAGUCUUUUCGCGCGCCCCCCGGACGUGACAACCUUUUUUCAAAAACAAACGGCGCGCGCACCCCUAGAAAUCCUCUCGCUACUCUACGAAAUCCGGCCGCGCAAAACGAAUUUACACCUUUGAUCAAAAGCGCCACGAAGGGCAGAGCAAGACAGGCAAACGGCGUGCUAAAUGGCGGUAUAACAACACCGGCAGCGUAUAAACCAGGCUUUACUCUUGGGGCUACACCCCUACCAGAGGCCAGCACCAUGAACGCUCUUUCUAGUUCGUUUAGCGAAACAGACAUGAAUAGCCGCACGCCAAUACCGCAAGCCGAUUCGAGCGCAAUGAGCACACCUAUGGCUUUGCCGAGGAGGGCGGAAGGAGAGCUGGACAACGGCAAUGGCAAUGUGCUCACCCUGAGGGAGCAGGAAGCACGCCUAGAGCAGAUUGACAAAGAGAACUUUGGCCUGAAGCUCAAAAUACACUUUUUGCAGCAAAAUCUCGAAAAAAUGGGCCCAGAGUUUAACCAAAUGGCAAUGGACGAGAACGUCACUCUCAAAGCGGAGAAAGUCCAAAUGACGCGCGACAUCCAGAAAUAUUCGAAGAGCCUUAAGACGGCCGAGAAAGACUUGGAGGCGUAUCGUCAAGAACUGCGCGAUUACGCCGAUAAGGUCAAGAAACGACAUGCCAACGAAGACAUGAAAGAAGAGAUGGACGAUUUGCGACGGACAAUUGAUGAACGAGAGGCAGAUAUACAACGGCUCGAGGAGGAUCUGGCCAAUGCAAAAUCUUAUCAAGACGAGGAAAUAGAAGACCUUCGGCGAUCGCUCGAUGAACGAGAGGCCGAAAUGGAAGAGCUUGAAGAGAAGCUCAAUAGCGCUCGUUCUGGCCAAGAUGACGAGCUCGAGGAACUUCGACAGUCUAACGAAGAUCGCGAGGCAGAACUGGAGCAGCUGAAAGAAGAAUUGGAGAAAGCGCAAUCCAGUCGGGAAGAUGGACUGACGGAACUUCAACGAACAAACGAAGAUCAAGAAACACAGAUUGAGCGACUGCAACAAGAACUCAAACGCGUACAAUCCGGUCAAGAAGACAAAAUGAAAGACUUUCAGCGACUAGCGGACGAUCUAAGAACUGAGCGCGAUGAAUUAGAAGCGACGUUGGAACUAGAGCGCAGCGAACGACAGAAGGACAACGAUGGGAUGGAUGAGAUAGUCCAGGAACAAAGAGCCAGGAUUCAGAUGCUGGAAACAAGAUUGACAAAUACGGACUCAGUCCAGAAAGAAAGCAUCCAGCUACGUCAAGUGGCUGAAAGCCGGGCUGCUGAGCUCGACAAGCUACGCGACCAGCUUGACAAAGAGCGUAGAGACAAGCAAGAGGGGAUUGAUGAGCUGCGUCGGCUGGCCGAAUCUCGGAAAUCGGAAAUUGAUCAGCGAGAGGCGGAGAUCGAGCGACGAAAAGCAGACUUCGCACGCCUGGAAUCAGAACUUGAGGGUCAGUACGGUGAUCAAGAGGAUAAGAUGCGCGAACUACGCCAACUGGCAGAAGACCGUGCUGCUCAAAACGAUCUUUUGAGAAAGAAGCAGAUCGCUGAAGUCACGGAGAUAUCAAAACACCGCGAUGAAUUGCUCCACAAGAUUUCGAAGUUGCAGACCGAACAAGACAAAGCCUUGACCAAGGCCAAAGAGUUUGAAGAGCUUGAACGGCAACAGAGCAACCUUAGGGAACAGUUAUCCAGAUUUCAGUCUGAACGAGACGAUGCUCUCGCUAAAAUCAGGUCAUUUGAUGAGACCAUUCGAGACCGCAACGACCUCCUGAAAGAGAUCUCCGAAUUGCGCAAUGAGCGCAAUAGUGUGCUAGCCAAGGCACAAAAAUUCGAUAAUACCGAACUCUUACGCCAUCGCGACAACCUUCAAGACGAAGUAUCAAAGCUUCGAACAGAGCGCGAUGACGCCCUUGCUAAAAUCGAAGAACUUGACGAAGAAAUCGACGUACUCCAAGAAGAUGCAGAUGAAGAGAGAGCCGCGUUAGAAAAGACCCUCCGACAAGACAUCAGCCGUCUAGAAAAGCAGCUUCAUGAGCUCCAUUCCGAUGUCGAACGCGAAAGAGCGGCCAUUAAGAAAACCAAUGACCGCGAGAUCACUGAUCGCGAAAGGAACAUCAAGGCCCUCCAAGACCGGCUGGAUAGUGAGAAAGCGAGCGCCGAGCGUUCUUAUGCCCGUGAAAUCCGCGAUCUUGAGAAGCGUAUCGAGACCCUGCAAGACCACACAGAUGGAGACAAGAAAUCGCACACCAAAGAGAUCAACGGGCUUGUUAAGCAAAUACAAUACCUGCGGGCACGCUGCGCGCGAGCCGAAGGGUUCCGAGCCGCACUCGGUUUCCAGAAGAACUUCUGCCUAAUGCAAAUUGACUUGUACAAUGACUGCAAUCAACAAGAUCUCAACCUCAUCUCUGCAAUGGGGAUCACGCCAGACCCCACUAUUCAUGCUCGCAAACCAUCACUCAGAGCAGCCGCUUUCGCUGUUAUCGCGACCAUCAAGAUGACAAAGCAGGCACGCAGCUGGGCUGCGAAUAAAAAGCUGCAUACGCAGCUGAUGCAGAAACUGCAUGGGAUGAGAAGGGGAACCGCUGCUGGUAGGCUUCUCUGA